Raphanus sativus (radish) is the source of this 1136-nucleotide messenger RNA. Its product is annotated as transcription factor MYB90. NCBI's taxonomy places the organism in Eukaryota, Viridiplantae, Streptophyta, Magnoliopsida, Brassicales, Brassicaceae. Bases 90 to 974 code for a protein of 294 amino acids. The record is from RefSeq and is a predicted model, not a curated record. The transcript has 3 exons.
GAUGCAGAGCUAACUUAACAAAUUAAGCACGUGUUUCAAAAAGACAAAGAAAGAGGAAGUGUGGAUAUCAAACAUGCACGUCACUGCCUAUGUCCCUCGUGUGUGUAUAUAAAGUCCUCCAAGGAUUUGUGAAACCACUACCCAUAAAUCUUUCCCUCAUCCUGUUACGUAUAAAUUUUACAAUAAUUGAGCUAGAUACUUUUAAUAUCAAUCUUUGGUCCAUGGAGGAAUCGUCCAAAGGCUUGACAAAAGGUGCAUGGACGACUGAAGAAGACAGUCUCUUGAGGCGAUGCAUUGAUAAGUAUGGAGAAGGCAAAUGGCAUCAAGUCCCUUUAAGAGCUGGGCUUAAUAGGUGUAGGAAGAGUUGUAGACUAAGAUGGCUGAACUAUUUGAAGCCAACUAUCAAGAGAGGAAAACUUAACUCUGAUGAAGUUGAUCUUCUUCUCCGUCUUCAUAAGCUUUUAGGAAACAGGUGGUCUUUAAUUGCUGGUAGACUACCCGGUCGGACUGCUAAUGAUAUCAAGAAUUACUGGAAUACCCAUCUGAGCAAGAAACAUGAACCAUGUAAGACCAAGAUGAAGAAGAGAAACAUAACAUACCCUUCUACCACACCUGCCCAAAAAAAUGACGUUUUCAAACCUCGACCUCGACUCUUCACCGUUAACAAUGGCUACAGCCAUCUCCGUGGCCUGCCAGAAGUUGACGUUGUUCCUCCAUGCCUUGGACUCAACAACAUUAAUAAUGUCUGUGAAAAUAGUAUGACAUGUAACAAAGGCAAAGCUAGGGAGAAGUAUGAACUUUUUAGUAAUUUAAUGAAUGGAGAGAAUGUGUGGUGGGAGAGUUUGCUGGAGGAGAGCAAACAGCCUGACACGCUCGUUCCAGAAGGUAAGGAAACAGAAAAGGGGGCAACCUCCGCGUUUGACGUUGAGGAACUUUGGAAGAUGUUGGAUGGAGAGACCGUAGAACUUGAUUAGUGUUUUCAGUAUAUUUGUUUGCGAUCUGUGUGUUACUUUUGCAUUUAGUGUGGAUCGGAGUUGUUUCCAAAUAAACCAAUUAAUUUAUGUUCUGGUUGUGCUUAUAUUUUGCAAAAGAAAAAGAUAUAUGGUUUGUAUAAAAUCAGGAUUUCCUUCUACGAA